Molecule: messenger RNA, 600 nt
Organism: Aegilops tauschii subsp. strangulata
Lineage: Eukaryota; Viridiplantae; Streptophyta; Magnoliopsida; Poales; Poaceae
Source: RefSeq, a predicted model, not a curated record
AUGCUGGUCCCGAUCUCAAGGACCAACCCGUGGUCCCACUCCCACGCCCACGCCCAGGGCCCGGCCGCCGACGCGGGCGCCGCCCGCCGCGAGAGCGGCGGCGGCGGCGCCUUCGCCCCGCCGUCGUUCCUGGCGCUCCUCUACCUCCUGGCGGGGCUCCUCGCCGUCUACAUCCUCCACGCCGCCGCGCGCCGGCUCUACGCGUGCUGCGUCCCGUCCGCCUCGCCGCCGCGGCAGCCUCCUCCUCCCCCCGCGCGGCCGCCGUGCCGGCGCGUGGACGCGGCCGAGGUGGCGGUGUCCCUGCCGGUGCGCGCCCACGACGGCGGCGCGGGCGGCGACGACGACGUGUGCGCGGUGUGCCUCACGGAGCUGCAGCUGCAGGAGAGCGUUAAGGCGAUACCGGCGUGCGGGCACGUGUUCCACCCGCCCUGCAUCGACCGCUGGCUCCAGUCCCUCGCUGCUUCCGGCGCCGGCCACGCCUCCUGCCCGCUCUGCCGCCGCUGCGCCGCCGACCCCGUCGACGAUGACGGCCCGCUCAAGCCACCCCAGCAGCAGCAGCAGCACGACGAGGAGGCGCCCGCGCCCGCGGCCGCCGCGUGA